This is a messenger RNA of Saimiri boliviensis boliviensis (Bolivian squirrel monkey), 2029 nucleotides long. The record is from RefSeq and is a predicted model, not a curated record. Lineage: Eukaryota; Metazoa; Chordata; Mammalia; Primates; Cebidae.
AUGCAACAGGCCCCGCCGCAGCCUCUCCAGCUCCUAGCUCGGUCCAGGCAGGCCCCUCUCCCUCCCUCGGCGCCGCGCGCAGGCCGCGCCCUCAGGCCCAGUCCGCGGCGGGUGAUGCCACAUACAGCCAUGAAGAAAAAGGUGCUGCUGAUGGGGAAGAGCGGGUCGGGGAAGAGCAACACGAGGUCGAUUAUCUUCGCAAAUUAGAUCGCUCGCGACCCCCGGCGCCUGGGGGCCACCACCGACGUGGAGCACUCCCACGUCGGAUUCCUGGGGAACCUGGUACGGAACCCGUGGGACUGUGGCGGUCAGGACACCUUCACGGAAAAUAACUUCACCAGCCAGCGAGACAACAUCUUCUGUAACGUAGAGGUUUCGAUUUACGCGUUUGACGUGGAGAGCCGUGAACUGGAAAAGGAUAUGCAUUCUUACGACCCAUGCCUGGAGGCCAUCCUCCAGAACUCUCUUGACGCCAACAUCUUCCGCCUGGUGCACAAAAUCGAUCUGGUUCAGGAGGAUCAGCGUGACCUGAUUUUUAAAGAGCGAGAGGAAGCCCUGAGGCGUCUGUCCCGUCCGCUGGAGUGUGCUUGUUUUCGAACAUCCAUCUGGGAGGAGACGCUCUGCAAAGCCUGGUCCAGCAUCGUCUACCAGCUGAUUCCCAACGUUCAGCAGCUGGAGAUGAACCUCAGGAAUUUUGCCCAAAUCAUCGAGGCCGAUGAAGUUCUGCUGUUCGAAAGAGCCACGUUCUUGGUUAUUUCCCACUGCCAGUGCAAAGGGCAGCGCGACGUCCACCGGUUUGAGAAGAUCAGCAACAUCAUCAGGCAGUUCAAGCUGAGCCGCAGUAAAUCGGCCGCUUCCUUUCAGAGCAUGGAAGUUAGGAAUUCCAACUUCGCAGCUGUCAUGGACAUCUUCAUCUCAAACACGUACGUGAUGGUGGUCAUGUCAGAUCCGUCCAUCCGUUCUGUGGCCACCCUGAUCAACAUUCGCAAUGCCAGGAAACACUUUGAGAAGCUGGAGAGAGUGGAUGGCCCCAAGCACAGUCUCCUUAAGCGUUGAAUAGUCCCAAAUGCUCUUUCUGAAAAUACUGAAUUGCCUUUUUUGUUUGCAUCCUUUAUUUUUAAUAUUCAUAAUGUCGUGUGCUUAAAAGUGGAUUUUGAUGUCUCUGCUGCUUUCUCCUUUCAUCUUUCUCCCCUGCUCUCCAGUCUUAAAACAUUGGACGCUACUGACUCAGCUACCCAGUAGAGCUUGAAGCUGGCUUUUCUGAGAAGAUGGUAUGGUGUAACACUAAAGUAGGUGGUUCGUGUGUGUUCUGAUUACCUGGUUAUAAUAGAUAUGCACAUCAAAGCCUUUACCAGUAUCUUCCUGUAUUUCGUAUCAGAUUGCAAAGAUGGAAUGUUACUAUUUUUUUUUGCAAAUUUUAUAUUAAUUUUAUUUAAGUAUACAUAUAAAAGUUUCAUCUCAUAAUUUUAAAGGUACAUAAUUGCUUAUACAUAGCAUGUUUCAAUUUAGUUUAUUAAUUAUCAUUAAUCCUUUUGGUCCCUGAAUCUGCCUUUGCUUCCUCUUCUAGGGCUCGAUGCAGAAUAUAACUGCCCAUGGAGGGCAAGGGGCAAGAAAUUAAGGGUCCCAGGGAGACUCAGUUUCAGUUAUCCUUGAUGAUGCUGAGAGGCAUUCAGCACCAGGAACAUGUUGUUCAAACAUAAAUGAGAAACUAAACUAUCUGAACAAUCUUCAUGAAGGUUUUCCACACAAAGUGCACUGUAUAUCUCUGUAGACUUAACUACUAGCAAGCUACAACCAAGGAACUUAACUACUACUGAAUCCUCGGAGGUAUCAUCAAUAUCCAGCUUCCAGUUUCCACACUCUAAAAUAUUUCUCCAUCGUGCUCCUAGAUUUCCAGGUGCCAGCAUUUACAGUAGGUAUGAUUUUCUGCGGCUUCAGCCACUGGACAAAGUGUUUUAUUUCCAGGUAGCUGCUGUGUUCACUGUAAGGCAGGCGUCCCCAAACUGCAGCCCCCUGAGGCCAUUUAUCC